This is a messenger RNA of Emys orbicularis (European pond turtle), 1457 nucleotides long. RefSeq names its product ETS transcription factor ELK4 (gene ELK4). Gene Ontology annotation, molecular function: DNA-binding transcription factor activity, RNA polymerase II-specific; sequence-specific DNA binding. The record is from RefSeq and is a predicted model, not a curated record. The coding region runs from base 1 to 1293 and encodes 430 amino acids. NCBI's taxonomy places the organism in Eukaryota, Metazoa, Chordata, Testudines, Emydidae. Gene Ontology annotation, cellular component: nucleus. Gene Ontology annotation, biological process: cell differentiation; regulation of transcription by RNA polymerase II. The transcript is spliced from 4 exons.
AUGGACAGUACGAUCACCUUGUGGCAGUUCCUCCUCCAACUCCUCCAGGAGCCUCAGAACAAACAUAUCAUCUGUUGGACCUCCAACGACGGAGAGUUCAAAUUGCUGCAGGCAGAGGAGGUGGCCCGGCUUUGGGGAAUCCGCAAGAACAAGCCCAGCAUGAACUAUGACAAACUCAGCCGUGCUCUCAGAUACUACUAUGUGAAGAAUAUCAUCAAAAAAGUGAAUGGUCAGAAGUUUGUGUACAAGUUUGUUUCUUAUCCGGAGAUUUUGAAUAUUGCUCCACUGAUGGUGGGCAGGAUUGAGGGAGACCCAGUGAUGGCUGGCUUUGCAGAAGUCAGCAGUGCUCCAAAGGACCUGGAAAACGGUGUGAAAGAGAAGCCCCAGACCUGUGCUAAAUCAUCCAGCCGCAAUGACUAUAUCCAUUCAGGCCUGUACUCUUCUUUUACUCUGAACUCCCUGAACUCCUCCGGUGUGAAGCUCUUCAGGUCGGUCAAGAUUGAGAAUCCAGCUGAGAAACUGGUGGAAAAAAAACCUGCUCAGGAUUUGACACCUUCAGUCAUAAAGUUUGUGACCAUGCCCUCCAAAAGGCCUGCAGUUGCACCCCUUGCCUCCACUCUUCCUAUAGAAUCAGAAGAAACUCUCCAGACCUUGGAGACUCUAGUUCCACCAAAAUUAACUCCCACUGAAGCUCCAGCCCCUUUGCCAAACUUCACCACCACCUUCACCCCAACACCACCUGCAUCUUCCAUUUCUCCCACUCUGGAGGUUCCUUCCACACCCCCUUCACCACCCUUGAGUUCUAACCCUGACCUGGACAUUGACACGGACAUAGAGUCGGUGGCUUCUCAGCAGUUGGAGCAGUCUCAGAACCCUCAGCACCUAUCACCAGAGCUCAGAGAGCACGAUUUGUCUGUGCUAGAGAAGGAUCUUGCCAAUCACCUCUCCAGAGCUAAAAGACCCAAAGGGCUGGAGCUAGCUCCCACUCUUGUCAUUACAGGCAGUGAUCCAAGCCCACUGGGGAUACUAAGCCCUUCUCUCCCUACUGCUUCUCUUACUCCAGCAUUUUUUUCACAGACUCCCAUCUUGCUGACCCCAAGCCCCUUGUUCUCGAGUAUUCACUUCUGGAGCACGCUCAGUCCAGUAGCUCCUCUCAGUCCAGCAAGAUUGCAAGGUGCUAACACCCUUUUUCAGUUUCCAUCAGUACUGAGCAGCCAUGGGCCAUUUACUCUGUCUGGACUGGAUGGACCCUCCACCCCUGGGCCGUUUUCCCCAGAUCUGCAGAAGACAUAGCACAUGAACUCCUGGAAAGGACAAAUUGGGGAACAACGGAAAGAGAUGACAUUCAAUGUAAUCCAUUUUUAAAUGAACAAUUUAUAAUUCCACCCAGAUCAUGAAUGGUCAUAAUUUUUGCCAUUCCCAGUUCAAAUGCCUUUUUGCAAAAUUCCCUCUUUUGA